Messenger RNA from Symbiodinium sp. CCMP2456, 3627 nucleotides. Lineage: Eukaryota; Dinophyceae; Suessiales; Symbiodiniaceae. The record is from the annotation of a GenBank genome assembly.
AUGGCGUUUUUUUCCGGGCCCCCUGCGACCCUCGUCGCUCGGCGCGCUGCGCGCUCGCUUUGGACCGCUUGGCGGCCUGCUGUCCCUUCUUUUCGGCAGCUCUCGCGGACCUCGCCAUCUUUUGCCCUUCUUUCCAGCUGCAGCGCUGCAGCAGUCGCUGCGAGCAUCAGAGGCUGCCGGCCGAAAGGCCGUGGCCCACAGUCACUCAGAUCAUUCCGGAGCUGGAGUGGACGUGUUGCUCGGGAUGCAGGGACAGGUCCCAUGUCGAUGCAGGCUUUGGUUGAUCUUGCCCAGCAGGGUGCGUUCGACAAGGAGGCAGUGCGGCACCUCCGGGCUUUAAGCAGCGAAGCUCUGGAAGAGCUGUUGAAGGAGCUUUGGGAACCAGCAAUGUCCGAUGGCCGCGGAGGUGCCUGGGCUGUUCACGCCGCCUGGCUCGCGUCUCCAGAACGCCUUGCCGAGCUUGCAACUUCGGGUUCUCAUGCCGUGGGCGUGCGCGCUCUGACCGCACUCUUGAAGGCAGAUCCUGCAAGGCUCACCAGCCUUCUUGGCCUUCCCCAGGGAGGUGCCGUUGAGGUCUGCCCACUCAGCGCGGCGCGCCGGCGGGUGUCACUGCGUGCGCUGGGGCGGUUGAGUCACAAUAAGUUGCAAGGCCUGGUCAAUGAAGAGCUUCUCAGCAAGCUCGUUUCGACUGACGUCCCUUCGGCUGCGCGGCUCCUCAAAGGAGCCAGCCCCGAGAUUAUCGAACGCUGGUGGCCCAGGCUGCCCGUUCCCUCUAACACGGCCGUCUCCAUGGCAGUACGGCUGCCGCAGCUGACCCUGCGCUUGAUCGUGAAUGAGCCGCAGAAGCAGUGGAAAGAGCAGGAGCUCCGCGAGGUGGUCUCGGCCUGUGUGGCUUCCACGGAUGCGGCUCUCGGGCUCCUGGAGCUGCUCGUCGAGCAGCCGGCGGCUUCCAAUGGGGUCGCCAAGAACCAGCCGAAGCUGUUCUUGUGGAUUUUGCAAGGCCUCGCCAAGAAGGAUCCGGCUCCCCUCUUCCGGGCGCUGAAGCCAGAGAGGCCCGUGGCAGUAGCAGACGCCUUGAGCUUCUUCGAAGUACGGCUCCGGAACGACCAGGACAGUGUACGUGCAGCGGUGCUUCGGGAGAUGGCGGAAGCACCGGUGCUUCUCUGGCAAGACGUGCACCUAACUUCCCUGAGACGGUUGCUCACGUCCUCCAUGCAGGCCAAAGGCAGUAGCUCGGAGUCUCUGUUGGUCUGGCAGAAGUUGGUGGAGGUUUUCGUGGCCAACGGUGCGGCCUUGCGCACUGAAGUCGGGCUUGGCCCAUGUGGAGCCUUUGGAAUGGAAGUGAGGUCGCAGUUGACCGCGGCCGAUCUUUGGGACCAGGACGAUGCAGCCUUUUCAACCAGUGUCCUCAGUCGCGUAGCACGGCUAGAGCCGCAACCGGCCUUCCUCGCUUUUCCGUGGCUUGUGGACUUGCUGCGCCCCCGCAUCCGGGCUUUGCUGGACUCGGGAAAGGUGGAUGAGGCGUGCGCGCUGCUGGCGCGCUGGGAAGGCACGCGCCACCAGCUCCUCCAGCGGCUGCCCCGUGCAGCCUUCGACGUGUUGCUGCGUGAGACCUUCGCGACUGCCAUCCAGGAGCAGGCGCUGCGGCGCCUUUGCCAACUCAGCUGCUCCUGGUGGCAGAGCUUCCUUGGCCGCAUCGGCUCGGAGCUUCCCUGGCACACCACGCUGGCCUUGGCCUUUCUUGGGUCUUCGGAGGCGCUCUGCACAAACUGGGACAUGCUGGCGGAGUGGCAGAGGGCUCCAUUCGCCGCGGCAGCAGUGCAGCACCUGGGCAGUGCAUGUCGAUCCAUGGAGACCUGCUUGCUCUUGGCACCUCUGCUGCGCCGACUCAGCGACUGGAAGUUCUCGCUGGCAGUCACUGGUGAGCAGGGCACGGAGAAGUUUCGGCAGAGCCUAAGUGAAGUCGGAUACAAGAUUCGGCUGCGGUGCCAGGCAGAGGCGUCCUUCCUGGAGGCCUGGGGGCACCAGGACGCCUCGCUCCAAGCCGAGCGGCUCCGCACCUCCACCGUGCUCCUCAGGGCCGUGUGGCUCGGGCCGUUGCUGGUCGGCUUCGAAAGCAGCAAGCUACAACAGCUCCGGCUCCUGCAAGAAUUCGGCACCUGGCCUCUGCACUUCUUUGGGCAGCAGUGGACCGGCAACAAAGGUCCUCGGCUCUUCUUCUCCUGGCCCGCGACGCUGCAGCGCUCCUUCGCCCAGUUCUGGCUGGAGUUGGGACCUUUGAACCUCCAGGAGUUCAUGGCCAGCUCGAGAGGUGGGUCCCAGGUCAGGGAGAAAUGCCGCCUGCGCCUGGCGCUGCCCGCGCUGCGCUGCGAGGAGCUGGGCGGCGUGGUGGAGGCCUGCGUGGAGGUUCUGAAGCAAGAGGAGGCGAGUGGGAGUGCGAGCAGUGCGAGUAGCACCGAGCUGGCCGUGGCUCGGGGCCGGGCCGGUCAGCUUUUAGACCGGCUGAUCCCCGUUCUGGCUCGCGCGGACCGAGCCCAAGAGCUGGCUCCGGUGCUCUCGGCGCAGCUUGGCCAGGGCAACUCCAAGCAGGUGGCUCGCAGCUUCCAGGUCCUUCUGCGGAGGCUCGGCCGCUGCGAGGCCUCGGCCACGCUGGAGGCGGCCUUUCGGAGCCCCCUGAAAGUGGCGGAGCGCGUGGCGCUGCUCCGGGAUUCCAGCGAGCACGGCCUCUUCAAGCGCCCGGAUGGUGACUUCGUGGCCUUGUUGGAGUCCCUCUACGAGAGCCACCGUGAUGUGGGUGGGGCCGUCCUUGUGGCGCUCUGCAGAAUGGGCCAGACGUCCCUUCUGGCACGAGUGAGCCGAGACGAGGGCUCGCUGUACCAGCUCCAAAUCUUCCUCCGCCAGCUUUCUCCCACUUCGGACAUUUGGAAUGAUGAGGUGGCGGGCGUCCUGGCGACGCUCUGCCAAAAACCUGAAUUGGGAAAGCAGUGCUUGCGGAGUCUCGCGGACUGGGCGCGAUCCGAAGCUGCCCACGAUGCCGCCGCAGGCACCGUAGCGGCAGUCGCAGGCGCAGCCUCCGAAGCCUUGACCUCAGAAACCGAGACCUUAUGGCUGCCGGCGGCCCGCUGCUUGGUCUGCCUCGCCCGCCUGGACUCCGGCCCGCUGGUCACCCUCCUCGGCCAGCUCUGCGCCGACUGUGACGCUGAGGGAUCGGAUCUGCUUCAGGCCUCCGCCCGGCUCAGGAUCCUCACGAGCCAACUCCUGGGCCCAAACGAAAAGGCCUCGGAGGCCACGCUGCUGGCGGCCGCGGCGGCGGCCUUCCAGGCGCCUUCGGUGCUGGCGCAGCGCGCCGGCUUGGAGCUCUGGGCCGCGCGUCUCCACUGGAAGGAGCCCGGAAAAAUUCUGGAGGCUUUGCAAAGCCUCCCUGCGCCCCUACACCCGAGCCUCCUCCCCGUGCUCCGCUCCAGCUGCUCCGACUCGCUGAAGUCGCAGCAGCCACAGGGUUCUCUGCGUGAGACGGCUCGCGUUCUGCUAGAAGCUGAGACAGAGCCGGCUCUGGUGAUGCUCAUGGCCGUGGUGAAGUUCCUCUUCUCUGGCAACUGGCCUCCUUCCACUCAAGUUGCGGCGUGG